Messenger RNA from Daldinia loculata, 345 nucleotides. RefSeq lists its product as uncharacterized. The coding region runs from base 1 to 345 and encodes 114 amino acids. The transcript has 3 exons. The record is from RefSeq and is a predicted model, not a curated record. Lineage: Eukaryota; Fungi; Ascomycota; Sordariomycetes; Xylariales; Hypoxylaceae.
AUGUAUCUUUUGGCGUAUCCCUCCCCCUAUGUAGUCAGGUAUUCGCUGAACUCUCGUUAUCGUGUAUUAAAUCUCGUAUAUUUAUUCUGGCCCCCCUCUGCAUCUGCAUGGGUUUCUCAUAUCGGCUUGCACCGAAUAUCUGGAACCAAAACGUCCCCACGCAUAGAUUUCAAUCUCGGCGUCGCAUUGAAGAUUCCGCUUACAUACUGUUCCGAACAAGGGUAUCAUCCACACUUGGGGCUGCCUCUGAACGACCCACGCUAUCCCUGUCUCCUCGCCUUAAGGGACUCCUGGGUCUGGUUCCACAUCACUCAUAUACCUUGUGCUUCUUGGUUCGCACUGUAA